Messenger RNA from Ceratina calcarata, 3067 nucleotides. RefSeq names its product pyruvate dehydrogenase phosphatase regulatory subunit, mitochondrial-like. The transcript is spliced from 12 exons. The record is from RefSeq and is a predicted model, not a curated record. Lineage: Eukaryota; Metazoa; Arthropoda; Insecta; Hymenoptera; Apidae. Bases 274 to 2997 code for a protein of 907 amino acids. Gene Ontology annotation, molecular function: protein binding. Gene Ontology annotation, cellular component: mitochondrion.
UGUCAAUCCAUUGCUCGAUAAUGCUGACGUAUUACUGAAAUUAUACAAUUACUGUAUACACGAUGAACUACCUUUAUGAAACUUUUACUCCUGUAAACAUUAAUCCAUAUUUUGACAAAUUACUAUGAUGCAAUUUUGCAUUAUCGCUAUCAACGAACUGUAAUAAUAGAACACAUGUCCCGACUGUCCAGCUAUAGCUUACGGAAUUCGGAUUUUUGCACGUUUUCGAGUGUGCUACUAACAUAAUUGUAUCAUUAAACGGUGCAUAAUUUAAUGCUGAAACACGUCCGUGCGAAAUGUAUUCACGUAUCUGUCUUGCAGAGAGAAGUUCACAGAAUCCAAGAAAAGUAUUCUGAUCAUGUAACCUCUAAAUAUGGAGUGUUCAAUACGAAACGGAACGGCGUAAAUAAAAGAUUCUAUCAUGAUUCUCAUUUCCCACUUCACACAACAAUAUUACCCUCGCAAUCGCGAAUCGUUAUUGCGGGUGCAGGAACAGUGGCAAAUUCUGUUGCUUAUCAUCUUGUUAUUAAUGGAUGGAACGAUGUUUUAGUACUGGAGCAGAAUAGAAUUGGCAGUGGAACAUCCCAUUUUGGAUCAGGGACGCUCGGUCUUUUUAAACCGAUAUCUCAUAGGAAUUUGAUUUCUUAUAGCAUCAAGCUAUACCAACAGCUACAAGAAACAGGGUACGACAUAGGACUAAAACAAUGCGGCAGCGUGUACUUAGCACAAACCAAAGACAGAAUGAUAGCUUUAAAAAGAAGAAUGGCUUACAAUGUCCCCACAGGCUUAGAUUGUAAAGUUUUAGGUAGAGAACAGUUAAAGAAACUGUAUCCGUACAUGCAUACAGAAGAUUUGGAAGGUGCAAUUUGGGUUCCUGAAGAUGCAAUAGCGAAUCCCAGUGCGGUUUGCGACGUUCUGGCUAAAUUAGCCAAAACUGGGGGAGCGAAAUAUAUCGAAAAUUGUCGUAUAGAGGAAGUAUGCACAGAGAACGGAGCAGUAAAAUGUGUAAAUACCGAGUAUGGAGUUGUAUCCUGCGAGUAUUUCAUUAAUUGUGCAGGGAUGUGGGCAAGACAGUUAGGCUUACGUUGUAAUCCACCUGUCAGAAUUCCCGCUUAUCCGGCGGAAAAUUUUUGUGCAAUAGUUUCUCCAUUUCCACCGAACUCAAACGUGGCCUUGCCAUGUAUCCGAGAUUACGAUUCGUAUUCGUAUAUAAGAGAAUGGCAAGGAGGCUUGUUAAUCGGUUGGUUCGAACCCGAAUCGAAACCCGCGUUCGAAAAUGGUAUCGUUCCUACAAACGAUUGGAGAAAUUAUCUAACAAUUGAUCCCGCGCACUGGAUACCUUUAUGGGAUAAAAUAAUACACAGAAUGCCUUUGUUAAAAGAUGUACAGCCUAAUGUGUACAAUUGUCCAGACAAUUUUACGCCGGACGGGAGAUGGAUAUUGGGAGAAAGUCCAGAAGUGAAGAACUAUUUCAUCGCCGUUGGCAUGAACGGGAAUUCAUUGCAAGGGGCAGGAGGAAUAGGAAAAGAAGUCGCAGAAUGUCUGAUAAACGGUGAAUCUACACAAGAAAUACUUCCUUUUAAUGUACAGAGAUUUCUGGACUUGCACAGUAGUAAGCGAUACUUGCAACAGAGAAUCAAGGAAAUCGUCGGAAGAAAUUAUGCUAUCUUAUAUCCUCAUCAAUGCGAGUACAAAUACGCUCGGAAACUUCGUUGCUCGCCUUUGUAUUCCGUCCUUGAGGAAAGGGGGGCAAUUUUCGGCGUAAAAAUGGCUUACGAACGUCCGUUAUACUUCGAUUCGACGUACAUAAGAGGUCAAAGAAAACCAGUUAUGCCGCCGGGAAGUUUCUACAAACCCAAGUUUUUUGACUUUAUGAAAGAAGAAUUUCUUGCGUGCAAGGAAGGGGUGGGAAUAAUAGAUAUGAGCUCAUUUUCGAAGAUCGAAAUCAAAUCUAGUCGUCGGGAAGUUGUGGACUAUCUCCAGCAUUUAUGCUCGAACGAUGCGGACGUUCCGGUGGGCGGUAUAGUGCACACGGGGAUGCAAAAUGAAAGAGGAGGCUACGAGAAUGAUUGCAUGUUAGUGAGACAAACCGAAAAUAGUUACUUCAUGGUUUCGCCUACGUCGCAACAAACUCGUGUUUAUCAAUGGAUGUCUAGACAUUUACCAGCCGACCAUUCGGUGGGCCUUAACGAUGUUACUUCGAAAUAUACCGUGAUCAAUUUAGUAGGACCGAAAGCAACAGGGCUCCUUUCGGAACUUUCCAAUUCCGAUAUUAAUCUUUCGCCAUUUACGUACAAAAAUGUAAACGUGGCAUACGCUUCGGACGUAAUGGUACUGUCGUUCACGCAUACCGGUGAAUCUGGUUAUUGUUUAUAUAUACCUUCAGAAUAUGCGCUUCACGUGUACUCCAGAUUAAUGGAAGUGGGCAGAGAUUACGGAGUGCGGGAUGUAGGAGUGCUCACGCAACGUUUUAUGCGAAUAGAAAGAUUUAUCCCGUUCUGGGCCGAGGAAUUGACACCGUUCGUAACGCCCUAUGAAGCUGGAAAUGGAUACAGUGUAAAGUUAGAUAAAGAGUAUUUUAUUGGAAAAUUCGCUUUACAACAUCAAAAAGAGCGAGGUGUGUCAAAGCGAUUAGUAAUGUUUGUCGUGAACGAGCUGGAUAUCAAUAAGGAUGUAUGGCCGUGGGGUGGUGAGCCAAUUUAUCGAAAUAACGAAUUCGUAGGAACGGUCACAUCGACCGGGUAUGGUUUCGCUACGGAAAGACACAUCUGCCUUGGCUUUAUCUCUUUGCCCAGGUCGAAACACACGCAGAAUAUCGUUACAACGGACUUCAUAACGGAAGCUAAAGCCCUCUACGAAAUUGAUAUCGCUGGAACCCGAUUUCCCGUUAAACCACACGUUCAUCCCUUGCCUAUACCUGCGUUUAAUACCGAAUUAAAUAAGAAGUAUAUACCGACUCCUGUUGUUGCGUACGACAGCGAUGUCUUUCGCAAAUAAAUUUCCUCAUCUCUUACGAUGUAAUACACGGGGGCGUCAGUCAUCAAAAUAAACUAAAAUUAAAAAGUAA